This is a messenger RNA of Chrysochloris asiatica (Cape golden mole), 841 nucleotides long. It is a transcript of the gene NSG2, whose product is annotated as neuron-specific protein family member 2-like. The record is from RefSeq and is a predicted model, not a curated record. Gene Ontology annotation, cellular component: membrane; endosome. Lineage: Eukaryota; Metazoa; Chordata; Mammalia; Afrosoricida; Chrysochloridae. Gene Ontology annotation, molecular function: clathrin light chain binding. The transcript is spliced from 5 exons. Bases 149 to 664 code for a protein of 171 amino acids. Gene Ontology annotation, biological process: clathrin coat assembly; endosomal transport; G protein-coupled dopamine receptor signaling pathway.
ACGCGAGGCGCUGUCCUUUCAGCACCACGAACUCGGGCUGAGGAGGGAGGACUUCGGGUCGUCCUCCUCCUUUUCAAAUUGGCUUGAAUCUGCUCUGACCCCCCCACCCCCCAAGAGUACCACACAGUCUGGGAAGAAAGGCGCAAGGAUGGUGAAGCUGAACAGCAACCCCAGCGAGAAGGGAACCAAGCCGCCUUCUGUGGAGGAUGGCUUCCAGACCGUCCCCCUCAUUACUCCCCUGGAGGUUAACCACUUGCAGCUGCCUGCUCCAGAAAAGGUGAUUGUGAAGACAAGGACGGAAUACCAACCAGAACAGAAGAACAAAGGGAAGUUCCGAGUGCCGAAAAUCGCUGAAUUUACGGUCACCAUCCUUGUCAGCCUGGCGCUAGCUUUUCUUGCCUGCAUUGUGUUUCUGGUGGUUUACAAAGCCUUCACCUAUGACCACAGCUGCCCAGAGGGAUUUGUCUAUAAGCACAAGCGCUGUAUCCCGGCCUCCCUGGAUGCUUACUACUCAUCCCAGGACCCCAACUCCAGAAGCCGCUUCUACACGGUCAUCAGCCACUACAGUGUGGCCAAGCAGAGCACUGCCCGGGCCAUCGGGCCAUGGCUGUCGGCGGCUGCUGUCAUCCAUGAGCCAAAGCCACCCAAGACCCAGGGCCACUAGAGGCUCACCCCAGCCAGAAUGGGGGGUGGAGGGGGGCCCCGGUUGGCUAAGCCACGCUUCAGUUACAAGACAACACUGUACUCCUGGGAUAUGGGGGGGGGGGAGGGGAGGGGGGGGGGGAGGAACUCACUGAAACUUUCGUGCACUGGAGCUGUCUGAAUCUAGAUUUCUUUUUGU